Messenger RNA from Wasmannia auropunctata (little fire ant), 3706 nucleotides. RefSeq names its product IWS1-like protein. The transcript has 7 exons. Gene Ontology annotation, biological process: poly(A)+ mRNA export from nucleus. Bases 574 to 3258 code for a protein of 894 amino acids. Gene Ontology annotation, cellular component: nucleus. The record is from RefSeq and is a predicted model, not a curated record. NCBI's taxonomy places the organism in Eukaryota, Metazoa, Arthropoda, Insecta, Hymenoptera, Formicidae.
GUUUGAGUGCAUUUGAGUGCGUUAUCUUACGGCUAGGCUAGCAUCAAACGUUUUUGCUAAACGAAAGUAUUUUAUACGAAGUUUAGUGCUAACGUUAGUUUAACAAGGUAGAGCUUCAUUUCUAGGAAAAGAAUUAGAUGCUUCACAGUUCACCGUCAAAGUGUCCUAUCGUAUGUGAAUCGUGAUUUGUGUAUAACGCUGAAAACUUCUUUCUCAUUGACCGGAGAUCACAUAUAGUCGGUCUUGUCACACGACUCAUUCGAAAGGAAAAACAGCGGCGUAGAAAAUAAUAAAGAGAGUGAUAUUACGCGUGCACCAAUCCAGCGCCAAAUCUCCUAUCCGAUAUGCGAGAAGAAGCUCGUCGCCUGUGAAAAAUAAACGAUUCUAAGUUAUUGUUAAGCACAGAGGAACGUAACGGUUAUGUUCAGUGAUCAGUAACCAAUCGGCGUAAUAUUUUUAUUAUUAACUGUAACUGCGACAACAGGCCACAUUUUUUACUACGCUUAAACAUAGAUGCCAUGGGUUUCGAAGAGAUCUAUCUUCUUAUUAAAGAUUUUGUAAAAAGAAUUUGGUAUGAUACAUCAACCAUGUUCUUUUUCUAUUCAAGAUGAAAGAAGUGACUCGGAAGAGGAGCAUGAUAAAUCCAGAAGCAGUACUCCAGAUUCACAAAAAUCGGGUAGCAAUGUAGCAAGAAACAGAUCCAAAUCACACUCGGCUAGUCCAAAGUCUUCACCUGCUAGAUCAAAUCAAUCAUCUCCGGUGCGAAAUGGAUCACCAGCUUCUGUUCGUUCCAACGCAAGUUCUAGAAGGUCGUAUUCUAGAUCACCAUCGAGAUCACCCUCACCGAACGGGUCUGCUUCACCGCGUGAUGGCGGAAGGAGCAGAUCUAGAUCACGCUCGAAAUCCCGUUCUCCAGAGCAUACAGAGACAAGUGCAAAAGAUGGCUCACAGUCACCGGCGCAUUCGCAUCGCUCCAAAUCAGGCUCUAGAUCUCGAAGUUCCUCACGCUCCUCGUCCAGAAGUUCUCGCGCAGCAUCGAGAAAUAAUUCACGUUCCCGAUCACGAUCAAAUUCCUCAAAGCCAAGCAACACUCCAACUAAAUGUGACUCGCCGAAGGCAAACGUUCAACCGUCUUCUAGAUCUCCAUCGCCUCGGGCAACUUCCAAAUCGCGAUCCCGUUCGAGAUCUCUCUCGCGAUCCCGUUCUGGCUCUCCAAAAACAUCGAUUCAUUCACGCUCCCGAUCGGGAACUCCGAAGUCUUUCCACUCGAGAUCCAGAUCAAGAUCGGGAUCAGCUAAUCCAAAAGAAGUCAAAGCUGCUUCAAGAUCGAGAUCAAGAUCCCUGUCUGUAUCCAAAAAAGGUUCUCGUUCGCCAUCAGCAUCGCCGAAUCAAUCUCCAGCGCCGGUCAGACAAUCAAGAUCCAGAUCAAAAUCACGCUCUGUAAAUAGCUCUAGAAAAGGCUCUCCGGAUUUCGAGAAAAGCCCCCAUUUUAGAUCUCGUUCCAAUUCGGCGGAUAGAAAAUCUAAGUCAAGAUCUAGGUCAAGGUCUGGAUCUAGGAAACACUCGAGAUCGCCUUCGCAAGAACGAGCCUUAUCACGUUCAAAAUCAAAAUCAAAAUCUAGAUCCUUAUCGGGUUCGAGAAAAGGCUCGCGUUCGAGAUCGCGAUCAAGAUCGCAAAAAUCUGGAUCUAGAGGAAAAUUGAGGUCCCCAUCGGGUUCACGUAAAGGCUCCGUAUCUCCUGCGCGUUCAAGAAAGAAUUCUCGUUCAAGAUCGAGAUCUAGCUCGCGAUCCAGUAGAUCUAAAUCGAGAUCCCGUUCCAUUUCAAGAGCUUCGCGAUCAAGAUCUCGUUCUGGCUCCAGAAAAUCAAUAUCGAGAUCGAGAUCGCGAUCUCGUUCAAGAUCGAAAUCUGGCUCGAGAUCACGUUCAGGCUCACGUUCAAGAUCGAGAUCGAGGUCGAAGUCAAGAUCAAGGUCAAAAUCAAGAUCGAAAUCACGCUCACGAUCAAGAUCGCGUUCUAGAUCAAGAUCCGGAUCAAGCGUUAGAUCUAGGCAUUCAUCGCGUUCUAAGUCCCGGUCUAGAUCUAGAUCGGUAUCCGGAUCUAGAAAGUCCAGAAGUCCCAGCAGAGAUUCGGAUGGAGUAGUUAGAAAACGAAAUAGAGUAUUGUCGGACUCUGAAGAGGAAACUGAAGGUAAAGCAAAGAAACGAAUAACAAAUGACGUAUUGACGGAUUCCGAGCAUGAAGAUGAAGGGAAAAAAGACGCUGAGGCGCAUCAAGAGAAGGAGGGUAAAGAUGAAGAAAAAUUAUUAGAUGCAACUGUCAAUGAGCAGCAGGAUAAUGAAGAUUCUGACGAUGGAAUAAUUGCUGGUGGUGGAAUAGAUGAAAUGUCUGAUUUCGAUCGCAUGUUAGCACGGAAAAAAGAAGAACAAUCCCGUAGACGUAAACGAAAGGACAUCGGUAUCAUCAAUGAUAACGAUGAUAUUAUAGCACAGUUGUUAUCGGACAUGAAAGCCGCAGCUGAGGAAGAUAGAAAGUUGAAUCAACAAAAUAAACCUGCCACAAAUAAGAUUGCCAUGUUAUCGAAAGUAUUGUCGCAACUGAAGAAGCAUGAUUUACAGUUGGCUUUCUUAGAGCACAAUGUGCUGUCGGUCCUUACCGACUGGUUGGCACCGAUGCCUGAUCGUUCGUUGCCGUCUCUCAAAAUCAGAGACAAUCUUCUGAAAUUGUUAUGGGAGUUUCCCAGAAUUGACCAAUCUUCGCUGAAGCAAUCCGGUAUCGGGAAGGCUGUGAUGUAUCUUUAUAAGCAUCCGAAAGAGACGAAAGAGAACAAGGAACGCGCUGGAAAAUUGAUCAAUGAAUGGGCCCGACCUAUUUUUAAUUUAUCGGCGGACUUUAAGGCGCUCUCGAAAGAGGAGAGAAUGCAGAGGGACUUGGAGCAGACGCCUCAGAAGAGACGAAAGAUCGAGGAUGGCGGAUCCUGUCAAAAAUCGCAGGAUAUUAAUAAGGCUAUGAAAGGAGAUUCCAAACCGUUGAGACCAGGAGAUCCUGGAUGGGUGGGAAGAGCUAGAGUUCCAAGGCCUUCUAACAAGGAUUAUGUCAUACGGCCUGACUGGAAAUCGGACAUCGAUAUUAGUAGGAGCACCAAGAAGCAAAUGAGCCGAUUCGAGAGACACAUGAAGAACUACAUGGACAGCAAACGUAUGAAAUCGACGAGAAGAGCAGUAGAUAUAUCCAUAGAGGGUCGCAAGAUGUCUUUGUAAUACCCACAUGUUUCUUAUGCUUUAUACACGGGAAUAGUGUAAUUGGAAUAAAAACUGUGGCAAUGCUUCCUGAUGAUUGCGCGGAAGAAGCUGUACGACCUGACUGAUUUAAUUCUCGUGUAAAUUUCGGCAAAUUUUAAAAAUAGGUUGCACGAUCAAAACGUUCUUUGUUCUCUUUCCGACAGUUGUGUUACUCAUUUAUUUGUAGAUGCAAAAGAACAUGUAGUUUUACAAGUGUUGACAGCAAAAGAGCUAAGCAAUUCUACUAAAGAAUAUAAGAAAUCAUCAUAGUCUAAAACACUUUUUAAUCGGAUAUUCCAAUUAAUUUUGACAAAGAGAUUCAAGAAUAUUAGGUUUAGAUCAAGCAUUGAUAGUGUAUUAUCAAUUUAAUUAAUGUACUAUUUAUAGCCUGUAUAAUAGGAUCAAAUAAAAAACAAUCGUUUUAAAA